Canis lupus familiaris (dog) is the source of this 4562-nucleotide messenger RNA. RefSeq names its product beta-catenin-interacting protein 1. The coding region runs from base 127 to 3168 and encodes 1013 amino acids. Gene Ontology annotation, molecular function: kinesin binding; amyloid-beta binding; calcium ion binding. NCBI's taxonomy places the organism in Eukaryota, Metazoa, Chordata, Mammalia, Carnivora, Canidae. Gene Ontology annotation, cellular component: beta-catenin destruction complex; postsynaptic membrane; cytosol. The transcript is spliced from 22 exons. The record is from RefSeq and is a predicted model, not a curated record. Gene Ontology annotation, biological process: homophilic cell-cell adhesion; positive regulation of synaptic transmission; negative regulation of Wnt signaling pathway.
CCGGGUCGGGCGGCCCAGGGCCCCACCUUCCUAUUUCUCCCCGGCCACAGCCCGCCCAUCACAGUUGAGCAGCUGUUUGCCUGAAGUUAAUUUCCAGAGGCAGGAGGCCCCAGGGCUGGCCAGGGAAUGAACCGCGAGGGGGCUCCCGGGAAGAGUCCGGAGGAAAUGUACAUUCAACAGAAGGUCCGAGUGCUGCUCAUGCUGAGGAAGAUGGGAUCAAAUCUGACGGCCAAUGAGGAGGAGUUCCUGCGUACCUACGCGGGGGUGGUCAACAGCCAGCUCAGCCAGCUACCCCAGCACUCCAUCGACCAGGUUAACAAGCACAAACCAUGGCUUGAGCCCACCUAUCAUGGCAUAAUCACAGAAAAUGAUAAUGCAGUGCUCCUCGACCCUCCUCUGAUUGCCCUGGAUAAAGACGCACCUCUGCGAUUCGCAGAGAGUUUUGAGGUGACAGUCACCAAAGAAGGUGAGAUUUGUGGAUUUAAAAUUCAUGGGCAGAAUGUCCCCUUUGAUGCAGUGGUAGUGGAUAAGUCCACUGGUGAGGGAAUAAUUCGCUCAAAAGAGAAACUGGACUGUGAGCUGCAGAAAGACUACACAUUCACCAUCCAGGCCUAUGACUGCGGCAAGGGGCCGGAUGGCACCAGCGUGAAAAAGUCUCAUAAAGCAACUGUCCAUAUUCAGGUGAACGACGUAAAUGAAUAUGCGCCAGUGUUCAAGGAGAAGUCCUACAAGGCGACCAUCAUCGAGGGCAAGCAGUACGACAGCAUCCUGAGGGUGGAGGCCGUGGACGCGGAUUGCUCCCCUCAGUUCAGCCAGAUUUGCAGCUAUGAAAUCGUCACUCCAGAUGUGCCAUUUGCCAUCGACAAAGAUGGUUAUAUAAAAAACACAGAGAAGCUAAACUACGGGAAGGAGCACCAGUAUAAGCUGACAGUCACUGCCUAUGACUGUGGGAAGCGAAGAGCAGCGGAAGAUGUGCUGGUGAAGGUCAGCAUCAAGCCCACCUGCAGCCCCGGGUGGCAAGGAUGGAACAAUAGGAUCGAGUAUGAACCUGGCACAGGCACUUUGGCCCUCUUCCCAAAUGUCCACCUGGAAACGUGUGAUGAAUCUGUGGCUUCGGUGCAGGCAACGGUGGAGCUGGAGACUGGCCACAUCGGGAAAGGCUGUGACCGUGACACCUACUCGGAGAAGUCCCUUCACCAGCUAUGUGGUGCUGCGUCUGGCACUGCCGAACUGCUCCCUUCCCCAAGUGGGUCUUCGAACUGGACCGUCGGCCUCCCCACUGACAAUGGCCAUGACAGUGACCAGGUCUUCGAGUUCAAUGGCACGCAGGCAGUGAGGGUCCCAGAUGGCAUUGUCUCAGUCAACCCGAAGGAACCUUUUACGAUUUCUGUGUGGAUGAGGCACGGGCCUUUUGGCAGGAAGAAGGAGACGAUUCUUUGUAGUUCGGACAAAACAGACAUGAACCGGCACCAUUAUUCUCUCUAUGUCCAUGGCUGCCGGCUGAUUUUCCUCCUCCGUCAGGAUCCUUCGGAAGAGAAGAAGUAUAAACCUGCGGAAUUCCACUGGAAGUUGAAUCAGGUCUGUGAUGAGGAGUGGCACCACUACGUCCUCAAUGUAGAAUUCCCAAGCGUGAUUCUCUAUGUGGACGGUGUUUCUCACGAGCCCUUCUCUGUCACCGAGGAUUACCCACUUCAUCCAUCCAAGAUCGAAACUCAGCUCGUGGUUGGGGCCUGCUGGCAAGAGUAUCCAGCAUUUGAAAAUGACAAUGAAACCGAACCUGUGCCUAUGGCCUCUGCAGGUGGUGACCUGCACAUGACCCAGUUUUUCCGAGGUAAUCUGGCUGGCCUAACCAUCCGUUCUGGGAAACUCGCGGACAAGAAGGUGAUUGACUGUCUGUAUACCUGCAAAGAAGGGCUGGACCUGCAAGUCCCUGAGGACAGCAGUAGAGGCGUGAAGAUCCAUACCAACCCCAGUCAGUUGGCAUUGACCUUGGAGGGAGACGAUGUUGGGGAGCUGGAUAAGGCCAUGCAGCACGUCGCCUAUCUGAACUCACGGCAAUUCCCCACACCUGGGAUCCGAAGACUCAAAAUCACCAGCACGGUCAAGUGUUUUAACGAGGCCGCCUGCAUCUCCGUGCCCCCAGUGGAUGGCUACGUGAUGGUGUUGCAGCCGGAAGAGCCCAAGAUCAGCCUGAGUGGGGUCCACCAUUUUGCUCGAGCGGCUUCUGAGUUUGAAAGCCCAGAAGGAGUUUUCCUUUUCCCCGAGCUUCGGAUCAUCAGCACCAUCACAAGAGAAGUGGAGCCUGAAGGGGAAGGGGACGAGGACCCCACAGUUCAAGAGUCGCUGGUGUCUGAGGAGAUCGUGCACGACCUGGAUACCUGCGAGGUCACGGUGGACGGGGAGGAACUGAACCCAGCCCAGGAGAGCCUGGAGGUGGACAUGGCCCGCCUGCAGCAGAAGGGCAUUGCAGUGAGCGGCUCCGACCUGGGCAUGGUCUUUACAGGUGUGGACACCAUGGCCAGCUACGAGGAGGUUCUACGCCUCCUGCGCUAUCGGAACUGGCACACCAGGUCUCUGCUUGACCGGAAGUUCAAGCUCGUCUGCUCGGAGCUGAAUGGCCGCUAUGUCAGCAACGAGUUUCAGGUGGAGGUGAACGUCAUCCACGCGGCCAGCCCCAUGGAGCACGCCAGCCACAUGGCUGCCCAGCCGCAGUUUGUCCACCCGGAGCACCAUGCCUUCGUUGACCUCUCGGGUCACAACCUGGCCAGCCCCCACCCGUUCGCAGUUGUCCCCAGCACCGCCACUGUUGUGAUCGUGGUGUGUGUCAGCUUCCUGGUUUUCAUGAUUAUCCUGGGAGUGUUCCGGAUCCGGGCUGCACAUCAGCGAACCAUGCGGGACCAGGACACCGGGAAGGAGAAUGAGAUGGAUUGGGAUGACUCUGCCUUGACCAUCACUGUAAACCCUAUGGAGACAUAUGAGGACCAGCACAGCAGUGAGGAGGAAGAAGAGGAGGAGGAGGAAGAAGAGAGUGAGGAUGGGGAAGAGGAGGAUGACAUCACCAGUGCCGAGUCGGAAAGCAGCGAGGAGGAGGAGGGGGAGCACGGGGACCAGCAGAACGUGAACAGGCAGCAACAGCUAGAGUGGGAUGACUCCACCCUCAGCUACUGAGCCACGAGGCCGCCCCCCCACCUGCUUCCUGCUUCAGGAGACUCUGCCGUCACGUGUCCUCCCGUCCCCAGGGUCCACGGUGUACAAAUUCAUUCUGGCCAGUAGGUCUACAGACCCUCCCUGUCGCCGCCCACGCGCCUGUGCUUGGUGUGUAGGCCCCCCCACCCCGCUCCUAAGUUAUGUGGGAAACUGCUGCUCGCUCCCCACGGCUCACGCUGUGCGGCCCCCUCGCGCCUCUGGAGAAGCUGCGAUGACCGGACUCGUUGGCAAAGGGUUCAAAUUGCUCACUCCCACCUCGUAAUCCUCUUCUCCCUUUUUUUUUUUUUUAAGUUUUUAUUUUUUUCCAAACUAGUGCAUGUAUAAAAUGGCAGAAUGGGGGUUAAAUAUGUAGAUGACAAACUGACUUUUUAAUAUUUUGUAAAUAAAGUGGGAUUCCUCGUGUCCUCCGUGCUCGUGUCACCCAGGACUGGCAUGCCAAGUGAAGCUUGAAACACAGCGCAGGAGAGACCCCAUGGGCUCCUGCCCCACCCUUGCCCCGAGAGGAGAGGGGGCUGCCCUGCUUGGGCCUUGCUGGGUGUACCCCCUCAGCAGGGUAGCAGGCAGUUAGGGGGCACAGACUUGCCGCCACCCCCCCUGCUGCUCAGCAGGAGGGCACUGGAUCAGGGACCCCACUCUGGAGGCUGGAAAUGGCCGGGGCUUUCUUUUGGGAUUCUUCCCAUUUCUGACUUGGCAGAGGGGAGAGGGUGCCCGGGUCCCUGGCCUCACACACUCCUCCAAUGACCGGCAGCUCCUUGCGCAGGAAGCUGGACUCCUCGUGCGCAGCCUUGGGUUCACACCGACUAGAUGUCCGUUGCCCUGCUGGUGAGUGUACGUGUGGAUGGUGCAAAGCGUCUGGCCACCUGGUUUGGAAUCAGAACCCACCUGAGGGGUCCAUACUCAGAACGUCUGAGGACAGACACGCUCCCAAGGACGCCCCGUGGCCCAAAGGCAAAGUGCCAGCUUUCCCUCCAGCAGCCCCAGAGGUAAGCCCCACUCCCCAGGAGUGAGGAGCCCUGCUGCUCGGCCUGGCAGGGAAGGAAAAGGAGAGGACAAGUCAUGAGCUAAAACCCCUAUGGCACUUCAUUUUUAAUUUACAUGUAAAAUUUUAGAUUUCUAAAACUGGGGGAAAAUAAUUUUGAAUACUGUUCUGUGAUCAUAACUGCUAGUUUCGAGGACAAUGCAGCUGUCCUGCGUCGUGUGUGGCCAUCCUCAUGUACUGUCACUGUAGCUGCUCUGUGUAGACAAUGAUAGAUGCUAAUGCGGACUCCGCGUGGUGUCACUUUCCAGAUGUGUAUAUUGAUGAGGUCAGAACGUGUAUACACUACAAUAAAGUGCUGGUUCUAACUCCAGUGGCA